Messenger RNA from Fibroporia radiculosa, 939 nucleotides. RefSeq lists its product as uncharacterized. Gene Ontology annotation, biological process: Golgi organization. The record is from RefSeq and is a predicted model, not a curated record. The coding region runs from base 1 to 939 and encodes 312 amino acids. The transcript has 7 exons. Lineage: Eukaryota; Fungi; Basidiomycota; Agaricomycetes; Polyporales; Fibroporiaceae. Gene Ontology annotation, cellular component: endoplasmic reticulum-Golgi intermediate compartment; membrane; endoplasmic reticulum.
AUGUCCGCUCGCAUCUCCCUUGCACGUCCUGCAGCAGCCUCUGGAGGCUAUGCUCCCGACCCCCAUGGAUUUGGAAACACCCGGUCCUCGUCAGGCUACAGGGCGGCGAAUCCGGACGACCCACUCGAGAAGCUCCGUGCAUUUGCGCGGACGGUCGAGGAAAACGUCGACAUUUACUCCCAGCCCCUCAAACCGCACUUGCCUGCGAUAGGCAGGUUUCUCAUUGUCGUCACAUUCCUCGAGGACUCGUUGCGAAUCGUCAGCCAAUGGGGCGACCAGCUGUGGUACUUGCAAAAACACCGCCAUUUCUGGUGGGGCUUCUCCCACCUGUUUCUUGCCAUCAAUGUUCUUACCAUGAUAUUCGGAUCGGGUGCUGUCAUCUUUAAGAAGAACUCUGAGUACGCUGUUGGUGGCCUUUUGGGCGUAGUUGUGAUGCAAGCAUUUGGCUACGGACUCAUCUUCGACCUGAACUUCUUCCUCCGCAACCUCAGCGUCAUUGGCGGGCUGCUCAUGGUUCUCACGGAUUCGAUGUACACCCGAAAGAAGAUCUUUGCUGGGCUUCCGACGCUCAGUGAGAACGACCGGAAGAAAUAUUUCUUACUGGCCGGUCGUGUCUUGCUCAUUUUCCUAUUCCUCGGUUUCAUGCUGAGAGGACAAUGGAGCAUUGGGCGUGCGAUCGUCUCCCUUGUUGGUCUUGGAGCUUGUGGUAUGGUUGCUGUCGGCUUUAAGGCAAAGUGGUCGGCCGCGUUCCUUGUAAUCAUGUUGUCCAUCUUCAACGCGUUCAUCAAUGCCUGGUGGAGUGUACACUCCGCACACCCACAAAGAGAUUUCCUGAAAUACGAUUUCUUCCAGACAUUAUCGAUCGUUGGUGGUUUGAUUCUUCUAGUGAACAUGGGUCCUGGUGGUCUUUCUGUGGAUGAGAAGAAGAAGACAUACUAA